Acanthamoeba castellanii str. Neff is the source of this 330-nucleotide messenger RNA. RefSeq names its product ribosomal protein L21e, putative. The transcript is spliced from 2 exons. The record is from RefSeq and is a predicted model, not a curated record. The coding region runs from base 1 to 330 and encodes 109 amino acids. Gene Ontology annotation, biological process: translation. Gene Ontology annotation, cellular component: ribosome; cytosolic large ribosomal subunit. Gene Ontology annotation, molecular function: structural constituent of ribosome. NCBI's taxonomy places the organism in Eukaryota, Discosea, Longamoebia, Acanthamoebidae.
AUGCCGUUCAAGUUCUACCACGGCAGGACCGGCGUCAUCUGGAACGUGACUCCCCGCGCUGUCGGCGUCGAGAUCAACAAGCAGGUCCGUAACAAGAUCAUCAAGAAGAGGAUCCACGUCCGCAUUGAGCACAUCCAGCCCUCGAGGUGCAGGGAGGACUUCCUCAAGCGCGUGAAGGCCAACGACCUCGCCAAGAAGGAGGCCAAGGCUAAGGGCGUCAAGGUGCACCUCAAGAGGAUGCCCGCCCAGCCCAAGCCCGGCAGGAUUGUCAAGGCUAAGGCCACUUCCGCCACCACCAUUGCCCCCCUCAAGUACGAGCUUCUUGUGUAA